Setaria italica (foxtail millet) is the source of this 1708-nucleotide messenger RNA. RefSeq names its product UPF0187 protein At3g61320, chloroplastic. Bases 112 to 1326 code for a protein of 404 amino acids. The transcript is spliced from 4 exons. Gene Ontology annotation, molecular function: voltage-gated chloride channel activity. Gene Ontology annotation, biological process: regulation of photosynthesis, light reaction. The record is from RefSeq and is a predicted model, not a curated record. Lineage: Eukaryota; Viridiplantae; Streptophyta; Magnoliopsida; Poales; Poaceae.
AUAUUUGCCCCAGCUGUCUGUCAUGGCAGCAUCCGGCACGACCCGAUCCGUUCCUCCGCCACAGACUCCAACUCCGCCGAUGGCCUGAAGCCCGUGGCCAGCACAGACUCCAUGGCGGCGCCGGCGCCGGCUCCGGCGCCCAAGCACCCCGCCACGCCCCGCGGCCACCACCACCACCCGGCGCGCCACCUCCACGUGGCCCGCUGCUUCCCCGACCCACCACCACCCGCCUCCAAACCGGCGACCAACCCUCUGCUGGCCCUGCUCUCAGCGGUGCCUGACUGGGCCGACGCCGCCCAGGAGCGCCGCCUCCGCGACCGCCGCCCGCUCUACGACCACGCCACCUGGCGCGAGCACCGCAGCUCCCGCCGCCACCUGCGCCACUUCCUCACCUCGCUCUCCUCCCGCGUCAUCCUCUCCCUCGCGCCCCCCGUCUCCGCGUUCACCGCCUUCGCCGCCGCCAUCGCCACCUACAACACGCUCCUCCCGGACCACGCGCUCACCGCGUCCUCGCUCCCCUACCAGCUCACCGCGCCCGCGCUCGCGCUUCUCCUCGUGUUCCGCACCGAGGCAUCCUACGCGCGCUUCGACGAGGGCCGGAAGGCCUGGAUGCGCGUGCUCGCCGGCGCCGCGGACCUCGCGGGGAUGGUAAUGCAUCCUUCACCUCCUCCUGCUGCAGCCGCCGACGACGAGCCGCUCAGGCGCGCGCUCCUCAACUACAUCCUCGCCUUCCCCGUCGCGCUCAAGUGUCACAUACUUUGCGACUCCGACGUGAAAACGGACCUUGAGGGCUUGCUCGCCGAAGAUGACCUCAAUGUUGUUCUGGCAUCCAAACACCGACCCCGUUGCAUCAUUGAGUUCAUCUCACAAAGUCUUCAGAUGCUAGAUCUCGACCAACAGAAGCGGGGCAUCAUGGAGUCUAAACUGUCUUGUUUUCUUGAAGGAAUCGGCGUGUGCGAACAGCUCAUUGGGAUUCCUAUUCCUGUGUCAUACACCAGACUCACUUCCAGAUUCCUUGUUCUCUGGCACCUUACGCUCCCAGUGAUACUCUGGGCUGAAUGCAAAUGGAUUGUUGUCCCAGCUACCUUUAUCAGUGCUGCGUCACUCUUCUGCAUUGAGGAAGUUGGUGUUCUUAUUGAGGAGCCGUUCCCCAUGCUAGCUCUUGAUGCUCUAUGCAAGCAGCUCCAUGACGGCAUCAAGGAUGUGAUAGCGGUGCAGAGCUCGGUUCACACACGGCUAGUUGGCAAGGCCAAGGGCCGUGGGGGCAGCCGGCGCACAGACAAUGGGUGGCCUAGCUCCAAAAGAGAAGAAGCCAAGAUUGAUUGAGCACGCAGAUCAGCUGUGAAUUACUACUGAAUUGGGUGACAACACUGCAAGCAAUCGAGGCAAUCCGAUGAUACCAAUGCCCCAGUUUCUUCCUGGUACCGUAUGUCUACAUCACUACCUCCUGUAUAUGUACAAUAAUCCACUCAUGAGUGUAUGGUUUUCUUGGGGGAAAAUCUGGGACUGGUCUUGAGAUGAGAUGAGCUGGGCUGAAUUAGAAUGAAGUGAGGAACUGCUGCAGUGUAGUGUGGUUCUGUGAGUAGAGCAGAUUAUUCUGUCUGUAUAUCCUACCUGUGUACAUAGAUAGUAUGAUAUGUUUAUAUUAACCUGAUAUAUGUGAUUACCAAUCUCUUACUUGAAACAACGUACUAUGUAUCAUAUCAUA